GAGGGAGACGGAGCAGCCGAGAGGUCAGCGCCUGCUCGAGUAGCUGCCGCACGCCGUACUCUCCGCCACACGCGAUAUCUGGCAAACAAUAGACACAGAAUCGUCCACAAUGGAAGCAGUGCAGGAGGUCAGCUUGGGCGCCAUGCUGGACGCUGGGGACGGCGCCGUGGUGGCUCUGGUGGCCGGCGACACGCGGCUGGUGGCGCACAGGGCCGUCCUGGCCGCCAGGAGCCCCGUGAUUGCCGACAUGUUCCGCCACGGCGCGCCGGAGGCCAGCAGCGGCCAGCUCACAGUCCCUGACGUGGAGGGCCCAGUACUGCAAGAGCUGCUGGGCUACCUCUACACCCUGCAGGCGCCCCAACUGCCCAGCAUGGCCCACCAGCUGCUGGCCGCCGCCGACAGCUACGGAGUGUCCGUCCUGAAGGCAGAGUGUGAGCAGCAGGUGGCUGCACAGCUGUCCAUCGAGACUGCGGCGGCCACCGCUGUCCUCGCGAUUAGGCACUCUGCUGACAGCCUGAAGCAGGCCGCCGUCGCCUUCAUUAAGGCCCACUUGGUCAGUGUGAUGGCCACGCAGGGCUGGGCAGAUGCAAUGCAUAGCCAGCCUGAAGAUUUGAUCGAAGUGUGUCGCCUGGUAUCUGAUCCACCAGUGGAAGCCAGGCUGAGAAAAAAUAUCGUUGAGCUUGGUAACACGUUAUUAGAAGAAACAUGGCUGCAAGAACUGACUGCUGAUAAUCCGAAGAUCAUUGCAGACGAAUCAGCGCAUUUUGCUGGAAAUAGUGUUGAAACACAUGUAUUUUGUACCCCGGAGAAGAGAUCGUACGCUACAAAUAUCUGCAACUUAGAGGAAAAGGAGUAUCAAGACUUUGGCUGCAGUUCACGCAAGCAGAGCUUUUCGUCAGACAAGAAGCUCAACACUGAUGGUGUUCAGUCAACAGCACAUAACUGUACAUUGUCUGAUGAAGUAUCUCUCAGCCAUAGCAGCUUCAGCACUCAUUGUGUGACGAUGCGAGGGAUUAGUAAAAAGGAAGAUCAAUGUGGCAAAAUCACUGAUAAACUUCGUAGAAACCAGUCCCAUGAAAUAAUGUGUGCUGAUGAGGGACCACACAAAUUCCAUUCUUCUACGAAAUCCUUCACCACAACUGAUAAUCUCAGUCCACAAAGAUCUGUCGUUAGCGAAAAAUCAGUAACUGAAUCAAAUCUUCUCAAAAAACCAACUUUAGUACAAGACAGUGAGGAAAUAAAAAAAUGUGAAGUUUAUGGGAAAUCCAUUAAUCAGUCUUAUAAUCCGAAAACAAGCAAAUUAACUCACACUGGCGAGAGUUCACACAAAUGUGAUGUCUGUGGAAAAUCUUUUAGUAAGUCAUUCCAUCUCAAAACGCACACCCUAAGUCAUACUGGCAAGAAUCUACACAAAUGUGAUGUUUGUGGAAAAUGCUUUACUAGGUCUGAUAAUCUGAAAGUCCAUUUACGAACACAUACUGGAUACAGACCACACAAAUGUAAGGUUUGUGGAAAAUCAUUUACUCGCUCUUGUAGUCUUAAAAAGCAUUGCUUAAUCCAUAUAGGAAAGAAACCUUACCAAUGUGAUGUUUGUGGAAAAUGUUUUACUCAGUCAGCCCAUCUCCAAUUGCACACAUUAAGUCAUACUGACCAGAAAGUGUACCUAUGUGAUGUUUGUGGGAAAUCUUAUGCACGGCCUAAUGUUUUCAAGUCACAUUUAUUAAUACAUCAUAAAGAGUGACAACAUAAAUGUGAUUUUUUGUGAGAAAUCAUUUAUUAGGACUAGUAAUGUCAAAAAGUAUCAUUAGUGCAUACUGUCGAAAAAACUCACAAAUAUCGUGUUUGUGGGAAAAUGCUUUCCUACAUCUGAAAAUCUCAAAAAAUAUUUACUGACACAUACCGUACGGCGAAAAGAAAAAUGUGAAGUUUGUGGAAAAUCAUGUACUCUCUCUAGUUAUCUCAAUAUGCAAUCCUUAAUACAUAUAGGUAAGAAACCCUACAAAUGUGAUGUUUGUGGGAAAUCUUUUACUCAGCUUAUCCGCAAUCGCACACUAUAAUUCAUACUGGCCAGAAACUAUAUCAAUGUGAUGUUUGUGGGAAAUAUUUUGCUCGGUCAGAUGUUUUAAAAGGGUUUUAAUACAUAGUAGAGACAGAGCACACAAAUGUGAAAUCUGUGAGAAAUCAUUUACUUAGCUUACUUAUGUCAAAAAGCAGGCAUUAGUUCAUUCUGGCUAAAAACCACACAGAUAUCCUAUUUGUGGGAAACCCUUUGCUGUGUAUGAUGCCCUCAAGAAGCAAACCUUAAUACAUAACAUCAAGAAGCCAUCCAAAUGUGGAGUUGUGGGAUAUCAUUUACCAUGGCUAGCAGUCUCAGGACUCAUGCUCUAGUACAUAUGGACGACAGAUCACAUACAAGUGUCAUUUGUGGGACAUCCUUAAUUAAAUCUAUUGAUUUGAAGUAGGGUAUCCUUAUACAUACAAGUAGGAAACCAUCCAAAAUCAUGGAAACUGGAUACAAAAGUGACAUAGUUCAAAUGGGAGACAGACCUCACAUGAGCCUGCCAGUAAGCUUAAUUAGAUCAGUAGAAAUUGGCAGAGAGAUUUUAUAAAUGAGUGUUAGUUGACAUCCAUAGCCCAUAGAUCAGUACUCAUUUCAGGGAAAUUAACUUAAUUUUCUAUGUAAACCUUAUAUCGAUAGUUGUAAUUUUUGUGGCAGUGCCAUUGUGUGUAGUGCAUAAGAUUCAAGUAUCUGGUUGUUUUGUAACAGAUUUUAUUGACUAUGUUCUAAAAGUGACAGAUUUGUAUGUACUGAACAAUGUUCACAUUUCUGUAUUUGUAUCAUGUUAAGUGUGGCAAAGUAUAUACCUUUCCACUUGUGUGAGCUUUUCUAUUGGUUAACUAAUAAAAUUACAUCUGAAUUUGGCAUAAUGUAUACAAACUCUCCAAUUUACCUAUAUGCACAAAGUUUUCAAUGUCUGAUAACUAUAGCUGUUUAAUAUACUCUAUUAAAGAACGAAAGUUAUUCAGUAUUCACAUAUGUCUUCCAUUUUUACCAAAGCUGGAGUGGAACAAUGUGAAGAAGAUCGACCGCGAUAUAAAAGGAGACCAGAUAGAAUAAAAGAGGAUACUGUUCUUCUUGUGGCACAUUUGGCUAAUGUAUCAAAUUUUAGUUUCUGAAUUUUUAAGAUAUGAUUAUGACAUUUUGAGAUCAGUGAUCUAACCUUAUAUGUCUUAGUGUUAAUGUUUUAUGGAUUUUUUUAACUUUUACUUAUUGAUUUUUAUAAAUUUGUAUUUAUAGUUUCACCAGUUUGUUCCUAAAAGCUGCUUUGACAUUGAGCCUUGUGGAAUUAUUGUUACAACAAUUUGAGGUAUCGUUGUUAGCAUUAGUAUGAGGGAUCCAAUGUUGCUGUCAAUUUACUUUAAACCAUUGAGCUACUGUUCUUUUAAUCAUGGUGGUAAGAAGCAUAAAUAACUAUUCCCUUUGUAUAAAAACAAAAGUAAGCAUAAUUUUGUGCUGGAUACUUUUCAUAUAAUUUGGAAGUAUUGGUACACAUUAAAACAUGAGUUUGUAGUUUUGAAUUUCUGGUAGUUUCUCAGUUGUAAAACAAUUCUUUUUGUGUCAACUGGGAAUGACAUAUGUCAUCAAAGCUGGAAAAUGGAAACGAAAAUGAUGUGUUCCUUCUAACGAUUUUCUCGUUAUCUAUGAAUAAUACAUUGCUAUUUGCCCAUUGUAUACAUUAAUCAUUUACAACUGACUCCUACUGUCUUCCUAAAAAGUGUUAACA
Messenger RNA from Schistocerca nitens (vagrant locust), 3785 nucleotides. RefSeq names its product zinc finger protein 493-like. NCBI's taxonomy places the organism in Eukaryota, Metazoa, Arthropoda, Insecta, Orthoptera, Acrididae. Bases 110 to 1741 code for a protein of 543 amino acids. Gene Ontology annotation, molecular function: protein binding. The record is from RefSeq and is a predicted model, not a curated record. The transcript has 3 exons. Gene Ontology annotation, biological process: regulation of immune system process; negative regulation of transcription by RNA polymerase II; regulation of cytokine production.